CAGGGGCCGCCGACACUAUAAGUGGCCCAGCCAGGGCCUUGCCUGGGGCUCUGGCCAUGCUCCUCCUCGGGCUGCUGCUGCUGACCGUGCUGGCUGGCGCCCGCCUGCUGUGGAACAAGUGGAAGCUCCGCAGCCUCCACCUCCCGCCUCUUGUGCCCGGCUUCCUGCACCUGCUGCGGCCCAACCUUCCCCUCUAUCUGCUGGGUCUGACCCAGAAACUGGGGCCCGUCUACAGGCUCCGCCUGGGGCUGCGAGAUGUGGUGGUGCUGAACUCCAAGAGGACCAUCGAGGAAGCCAUGAUCAGGAAAUGGGUGGACUUUGCCGGCAGACCCCAGACAGCGUCCUAUAAGCUGGUGUCUCAGCACUACCAGGACCUCUCCCUCGGGGACUACUCCCUGCUCUGGAAGGCUCACAAGAAACUCACCCGCUCAGCUCUGCUGCUGGGCCUCCUUGACUCCACGGAGGGGCUGGUGGAGCAGCUGACCCAGGAGUUCUGUGAGCGCAUGAGAGUCCAGGCCGGCUCCCCUGUGGCCAUCCAGAAGGAGUUCUCUCUCCUCACCUGCACCAUCAUCUGUCACCUCACCUUUGGAGACCAGGAGGACACCUUAGUACAUGCCUUUCAUGACUGUGUCCAGGACUUGAUGAAAACCUGGGAGCAUUGGUCCGUCCAAAUUUUGGACAUCGUUCCCUUUCUCAGGUUCUUCCCCAACCCAGGCCUCCGCAGGCUGAAGCAGGCCUUGGAGAACAGGGACCACAUGGUAGAGAAGCAGCUGAGGCAGCACAAGGAGAGCAUGGUGGCAGGCCAGUGGAGGGACAUGACUGACUAUAUGCUCCAAAGAGUGGGGAAGCCAAGAGCAGGGGAGGGCCGUGGACAGCUCCUCGAAGGACACGUGCAUAUGUCUGUGGUGGACCUGUUCAUUGGUGGCACUGAGACCACGGCGACCACCCUCUCCUGGGCCGUGGCCUUCUUGCUUCACCACCCUGAGAUUCAGCAGCGACUGCAGGAAGAGCUGGAUCGUGAGCUGGGCCCUGGAGCAUCAGGCUCCCGAGUCCCAUACAGAGACCCCACACGGCUGCCCUUGCUCACGGCCACCAUUGCCGAGGUGCUGCGCCUGCGGCCCGUAGUGCCCCUGGCCUUGCCGCACCGUGCCACGCGGCCUAGCAGCAUCUUGGGCUACGACAUCCCCGAGGGCACGGUUGUCAUCCCCAACCUGCAAGGCGCCCACUUAGACGAGACGGUCUGGGAGCGGCCACACGAGUUCCGGCCGGAUCGCUUCCUGGCCCCCGGCACCCGCCCCAGAGUGCUGGCCUUCGGCUGCGGGGCCCGCGUGUGCCUGGGGGAGCCACUGGCGCGCCUGGAGCUGCGCGUGGUGCUGGCGCAGCUGCUGCGGGCCUUCACGCUGCUGCCGCCUGCCGGCGCCCUGCCCUCCCUGCAGCCCCGGCCCCGCGGCGGCGUCAACCUCACCGUGCGGCCUUUCCAGGUGCGGCUGCAGCCCCGGGGCGCAGGGGCCCGGGCGCUGGGCCAGCACCCGUGACGGGGCGGGAUGCACGCCGGCCGCACGCAUGCCUCAGUUUCCCCUUUUAUUACUCCCCGUACAAACCCCUGCCCUCCCCCCCUGUAAACAUGGUGCUGUGAGAUCGCAGAUGGAGAAGGCUCCCUCCGGUGGCUGGACGGUGACGGUGGCCCCGGGCUCCUCUCUGAGCGCGACCCCUCAGUGCUCGGCAGUCAUUCUGGGGCGCCCGAGAGGCGAGCGGCGGUCAGCCUCCCUGGGCCGCUGGGGGCCGGUAGCUUCUUGGCCUCAGCUUCAUUUCCGUGAAGGGCACAGAGAACUCGAAGCCCUUCCAGUAGUACCAGCUCACCCCCUGGGAGGAGAUGUCGAGACAGAGUCAAAGCCACACAUCCCAUCUGCUCCCACCCCUGCCCCUCUGGGGAGAUGGUUCCCAGAAAUCAACGCCUCUCCCACCCCCCACCGACUUCAUGAUCCUCAACUGCCAAGGCCUGAGGCUUCAUCUGAGCUGGCCCUUUACGUCCAAUAAAUCGUGCUCAUGUCUCCCUC
Callorhinus ursinus (northern fur seal) is the source of this 2057-nucleotide messenger RNA. RefSeq names its product cytochrome P450 family 21 subfamily A member 2 (gene CYP21A2). The record is from RefSeq and is a predicted model, not a curated record. Lineage: Eukaryota; Metazoa; Chordata; Mammalia; Carnivora; Otariidae. Gene Ontology annotation, molecular function: heme binding; iron ion binding; steroid 17-alpha-monooxygenase activity. Gene Ontology annotation, biological process: progesterone metabolic process; hormone biosynthetic process.